AUGGAAAUUAACCGGAGCCAAGAGGAUCAAAAGUUGAGCUUACCACCAAUGGACAGCUUGUUCUCCAUGGAGGCUAAGAGAUAUGGAAGACAAAGACUGCCAACCCAGGGAUUGGGUGUUGGAGCCCACUGUGCAGUUACUCUUUUUGAGGACCUGAGGUUUGCAAAUGGAACUGAAAGAUAUUGGAGGAAAAGACUACCUCUUUCAAAUGGGAGGUUGGAUCAAACUGCUGUUGCCGGAAGUGCUCUAAUCAAGAUACUGAAGUCCAAUGAACUAACUUCAGGCAGAGGUGAAAAGGAUCUAUUCCUUCUUGCUGUCUGGACUGCAAAUGGUUGCCAAGAAUCAAAAGUUGAGCUUACCACCAAUGGACGUAUAUGGGAGAGCUUCAAGCACCCAACUAAUACCAUAUUGCCAACCCAGGGAUCGGGUGUUGCAGCCUACUGUGCAGUUGCUAUUUUUGAGGACCUGAGCUUUAUCACAGAAUCCCGAGUACAAGAGGUGGUAGAAGCCUUUGGCACUGUCUAUAAAGGGAUAUUACCAUCAGGUUCUGGAAAUUCUGUUGCUGAAAGGAAGUUGGAGAAGGUGGUGGGAGAAGGUGAGAAAGAAUUCAAAGCAGAAGUGAAUGUGAUAGGCCAAACUCACCAUAAGAAUCCAGGACGCUUGCUGGGUUUUACUGCCAUGAGGGUGAACACCGACUUCUGGUGUAUGAGUUCAUGCACAAUGGCUCUUUAUCAAGCUUCCUUUUCAGAGGCGCCUGAGGACUUGUGCCUGAAUGAAGAAUGCAGUAAACAGAUCAUCCAUUGCAACAUAAAAGCCUCAGAACAUAACUCAUGGAUGAUACUUUUACAGCCAAAGUUGCAAACUUUGGCUGGGAAAGCUUCUGAUAAGCAACCAGACUUGAACACUCACAGGCAUCAGAGGGACUAUGGAGUAUAUUCAGAAAACUCGGGCAGCCUAUAUCUCUUAUAA
Messenger RNA from Vitis vinifera (wine grape), 969 nucleotides. RefSeq names its product G-type lectin S-receptor-like serine/threonine-protein kinase LECRK3. The transcript is spliced from 5 exons. The record is from RefSeq and is a predicted model, not a curated record. Bases 1 to 969 code for a protein of 322 amino acids. NCBI's taxonomy places the organism in Eukaryota, Viridiplantae, Streptophyta, Magnoliopsida, Vitales, Vitaceae.